Ilyonectria robusta is the source of this 1868-nucleotide messenger RNA. RefSeq lists its product as uncharacterized. Bases 1 to 1830 code for a protein of 609 amino acids. Gene Ontology annotation, molecular function: flavin adenine dinucleotide binding; N,N-dimethylaniline monooxygenase activity; NADP binding. The record is from RefSeq and is a predicted model, not a curated record. NCBI's taxonomy places the organism in Eukaryota, Fungi, Ascomycota, Sordariomycetes, Hypocreales, Nectriaceae. The transcript is spliced from 4 exons.
AUGACUGCCUUUGUCGAUGCUCCGGUACCUAAAAAUCCGGCACCUAUCCCUAAUGGCGGUGACAUCUUGCGUUUCCCCUCAGCAGAGCUCCCUGAGGUUCUUAGCAACCUGGAUGGAGCGAGGCGCGCUGCCGCUGCAAACGAAACCGAGACUGGGCCUGUUGAAGAUCCCUUCAAGCUCACGCCCAAAUUCGCCUAUACGCCCAAGAAACUCAAGGUGUUUACUAUUGGUGCCGGCUUCUCAGGCCUGUUGAUGGCCCAUAAGUUCCAGCACCGCUUCCCAGAUAUGCGCGACAUUGUCGACCACACAAUCUUUGAAGCCCGCCGCGAUGUUGGUGGAACUUGGCUUGCCAAUGAUUACCCUGGCGUCCAAUGCGACGUCCCUGCGCAUAUAUACGCAUUUCCAUUUGAUCCCAACCCCGAUUGGAGUAGAUUUUACGCCAGCGGUGCAGAUAUUCUGCAGUACAUGAAGCACACAGUCAAGAAGUGGAGCUUGGAUCGCGACCUUCAGCUAAAUACCAAAGUUGUUGGCGCCUGGUGGCAAGAGGAGUUGGGUCAGUGGAAAGUGACCGUCGAGCAUGAGGGCAACCAACGAGAUGAGUACUGUCAUGUGCUCAUCUCUGCCCAAGGAGUUCUUGUCCAUGAAUCAUGGCCAGAUAUCCCUGGUUUGAGGGAGUUCAAGGGACAUCUGACACAUUCAGCUAGCUGGGAUCACAGCUAUGACUACUCCAACAAGAGAAUCGCAGUCAUUGGCAACGGAUCUUCAGGCAUUCAAAUUGUUCCACAGAUGGCCAAACUACCUGGCACAGAUGUAACAAACUUCAUCCGGGGCCCCGCCUGGGUGUACUAUCGAGCCCCGCCCUCGAAGCACCUUGGACGUGAGGAUGACGAUCCCAACCCACGUUACACCGAGGAGGAGAAAAAGCGAUUCCACGAUCCGGAUUACCACCUACAGCAUAGAAAGGGUAUCAUCUCACGUACCAACAAGUCUUUCUAUAUCUUCAUGAAGGGCGAGAACAACCAGGAGGGCAUGAGAGUAGCCGCCCAGCAGAUGGCCUCGAAACUCAACAACGACCCAGUUCUCUGUGAGAAGCUUAUCCCCAAAUGGGAGUUAGGGUGUCGCCGAAUCACCCCCGGCCCUGGAUAUUUAGAGUCUUUCCUUAGGCCCAACUGCCAUUUGACGAACAGUGGCAUCACUAAGGUCACCGAGAAUGCUGUCCACACUGCUGAUGGACAAGUUUAUGAGUGUGACGUCAUUGUUUGUGCUACGGGCUUUGAUGUUUCCCAUCGUCCUCGCUAUCCGAUCGUGGGUAGAAACGGCGUUGAUUUGCAGCAAAAGUGGGCUGAAGACCCAGAGUCCUACAUCUCUGUUGCCGUCCCUGAGAUCCCCAACUAUUUCAUGAUGAUGGGCCCCAACUGUUUAGGUGGCCACGGAUCGCUGGUUGAAUCUCUCAACUGGACUGGUGACUACUUCGUCAAAUGGGUCAGGAAGAUGGCGACCGAAGACAUCCGAUACGUAACUCCAAAGAAGGAGAAGGUGGACGCCUUCAUAAGAUACAGCGACGAAGUCCACAAGACCCUGGUCUGGAGCGGCGGUUGCAAGAGCUGGUACAAGAGAAAUCGAGUCGAUGGGCGCGUGACGGCCUUGUUCGGUGGAAGUGCGCAAUUGUUUAACCGCAUGCUUAGCGAUAUUCGCGGCGAGGAUUUUGAGAUCACGUACAACACGGUGAAUCCUUUCCGGUUCAUGGGGUCCGGGUUUACUGAGUUUGAGAUGGACGAGAAGAGUGAUUUAUCAUGGUAUGUUGAAAAGGCAGAGACACUAGUUAAGUAGGCGGGCAGGACACCUAGAGUAGACCAUAUUGAGACAGC